UCCCUCCCUCUCAUUCCCAACAGCUUGCAGCCUCGUUUGCCUCUCUGCAGCUUCGCUCGCUCAGAGCUUUAGGAGGGAGGGUGAAGAGGCCGCCAUGUUGGAUCCGGAGAAUUCAGUAGCAGCCUGAGCUUAUGCAUGGGGCUGUGUGGUGUCAGGGAGGGCGGACUGUGAAAGAAGAGGAGGAAAACAACCACAACGAGGAAGAGGAAACGGAGAAAAGAGUGGGGGGAGUACAGUCUAUCACUGUUCGCUACUCGAAGAAGAUGCCCUAAGUAUGGUGGACCGAAAGACGGGCAGCAUCUUUCCAUCUCUUGCACUAGAAAACAGCAGCAGCACAGCAUCUUUUGGGGGAAGCGCGCAAGCGGAGUGGGAGAUGUAUGUGGAUUGAAAAAAGCAAUAUCCUGUCGCCCUGUCAAGAGAAACGAGCUAGAGGACGUGCAGCGAUAUGGAGAGGAUUUGCUAGGAUUAUUACCAGCCCAGCCUACCCUUCCCUUGACUGGAUGUGCUAAUACAGUAUUUAAGAGAGGACAAUUAUUACUUUCCCCGAUAUUUAAAGAGGGGUGUGACUUCCCCCCUCCACAUGCUCCCCCUCCCCAGGAUAUUGGGGAGGGAGGUUAAGGAAAUACAGACUAUACAUUAUUUUUUGGAAUGGUGAAGAGCCUUAAUGGAAGAGUGGCACUGAUUGCCCUAAGGAAGGAUUCUGUUUCUGAGGACUUUUCUUCCUCUCUUCUUCCCACUCCCCACUUUCUGAAGAGUUGCCACUAAUGCAUUUUCUAAGAGGUGGUGGAGGUGGAGGUGGAGGUGGUGGAGAAGGUGGAGAAGAAGGUGGUGGAGGUGGUGGAUAUUCUCCAGCACUAGAUCUUCAGAAUCCUGUGCUUUUUAUUUUUUGCCCUCCCACCUUCAAAUAGCUUUCUUCCUGCUGCUCUUUCCUUGAAAGUGAAUUGUUAUUGCAAAUGGAAUGGGGACUUUACACUUAAAUGAUGCAGAAGGAUUCAUUUCGGGAUUGGGUUUCAUGAUCUGAAUUUCGAAUGAAGGAGAAGACCUUUAAAAAUCUAUAUGGAUGACAGAAGAGUGGAUUCAGUCUUGGGAUUAAAUUUUAAUUAUUAUUUAAAUGUAUAAAGUAUAUAUUUUCUCUUUUAAUUGUUAUUAAAAGAGAUUUUAGGAUAAUUAUUUUUCUGUAAUACUCUGUAUAUAUUGUAGAUGUAUGUGUGGACAGACUGACCAAGUUACAAUUCUCAGAAUAGCAGUUCUGAGAUGGAUUAUAUGUUCAGCACCAUCUUUAAAGCACUGACUUUUCAAAAUUCUUUUUAUAAACUGUAAUAUAUUCUAAUGUGCUAGAUUUGUCAAAGAUAGCACAAAAUAAUAAAGAAGGAAAGUCUGUUAAGAACUGAAGCAGCCAUGUCUGGAGAAGUGCGCUUGAGACAGUUGGAACAGUUUAUUUUGGAUGGGCCAACUCAGACCAAUGGGCAAUGCUUUAGUGUGGAAUCCUUGUUGGAUAUACUCAUCUGCCUUUAUGAUGAAUGUAAUAAUUCACCCUUGAGAAGAGAGAAGAAUAUUCUGGAAUUUCUAGAAUGGGCCAAGCCUUUCACAUCUAAGGUGAAGCAGAUGCGAUUGCAUAAAGAUGACUUUGAAAUAUUGAAAGUGAUUGGCCGAGGUGCCUUUGGGGAGGUUGCUGUUGUGAAAUUAAGAAAUGCAGAUAAAGUAUUUGCCAUGAAAAUAUUAAAUAAAUGGGAAAUGCUGAAAAGAGCGGAGACAGCUUGUUUUCGAGAAGAGAGGGAUGUUUUGGUGAAUGGGGAUAAUCAGUGGAUUACAACAUUGCACUAUGCCUUCCAGGAUGAAAAUUAUUUAUACCUCGUUAUGGAUUAUUAUGUUGGUGGAGAUCUGCUUACCUUGCUCAGUAAGUUUGAGGACCGGUUACCUGAAGAAAUGGCUCGCUUUUAUUUAGCUGAAAUGGUGGUAGCAAUUGAUUCUGUACAUCAGCUACAUUAUGUCCACAGGGAUAUCAAACCAGAUAAUAUCCUGAUGGAUGUUAAUGGACAUAUUCGGUUAGCGGAUUUUGGCUCUUGUCUGAAGCUGAUGGAAGAUGGAACGGUUCAGUCUUCAGUGGCAGUUGGAACACCAGAUUAUAUCUCUCCAGAAAUUCUGCAAGCCAUGGAAGAUGGGAAAGGAAAAUAUGGUCCUGAAUGUGAUUGGUGGUCCCUUGGUGUUUGCAUGUAUGAAAUGCUGUAUGGAGAAACACCUUUUUAUGCUGAGUCUCUGGUGGAGACGUAUGGAAAGAUAAUGAACCACAAAGAGAGAUUUCAGUUUCCUGUCCAAAUGAUAGAUGUGUCUGAAAAUGCCAAGGACCUAAUUCGAAGGCUUAUUUGCAGCAGAGAACAUAGACUUGGGCAGAACGGAAUAGAAGACUUUAAAAGCCACCCAUUUUUUUCAGGGAUUGAUUGGGAUAACAUUCAGAACUGUGAAGCACCUUAUAUUCCUGAAGUCAGCAGUCCAACAGAUACUUCAAAUUUUGAUGUAGAUGAUGACUGUUUAAAAAAUUCUGAGACAAUGCCACCACCAACACAUACUGCAUUUUCUGGCCAUCACCUGCCAUUUAUUGGAUUUACAUACACAAGUAGCUGUGUCCUUUCGGAUCGUAGUACUUUAAGAUUUGCAGCUGGGCAACGUGUAAUGGAACUUGAUGCCAAUGUUCAAAGAACACUAGAGGAUACCUUAGCUACAGAAGCAUAUGAAAGACGAAUAAGACGUUUAGAGCAAGAAAAGCUAGAACUUAGCAGAAAACUCCAAGAGUCCACACAAACAGUCCAGGCCCUACAUUAUUCAACUGUAGAUGGUCCAUUAACAGCAAGCAAAGAUUUAGAAAUUAAAACCCUGAAAGAAGAAAUUGAAACAUUGAGAAAACAAGUCAUUGAUUCUGGAAGAUUAGAGCAACAACUUGAAGAGGCGAGUUCUGCACAGAGAGAAUUAGAAGAUGCUACCAGACACAUAAAAAGUUAUGAGAAGCAAAUCAAAACACUAAAGCAAGAGCGGGAUGAUUUUAAUAAGGAACUGCUUGACUCCAGUGAGAGGUUAAAGGCACAAACCAAAGAACUGAAAGAUGCACAUAGCCAGCGGAAACUGGCCAUGCAGGAAUUCUCUGAGAUGAAUGAGCGACUUACUGAAUUGCAUUCACAAAAACAGAAGCUUACCCGCCAAGUUAGAGAUAAAGAAGAAGAGAUGGAAGUGGUGAUGCAAAAGGCAGAAAGCUUGAAACAAGAACUACGUAGAACAGAGAGAAUAAAGAAGGAACUGGAAGUUCAUGCUGAAGCUGCAGCUGCUGAGGCAUCCAAGGACAGGAAGCUACGUGAGAGAAGUGAGCAAUAUUCUAAGCAGCUGGAAAAUGAAUUAGAAGGACUAAAGCAGAAGCAAAUUGGUUGGUCUCCAGGGGUGAGUAGCACAGAACAUCAACAAGAAAUAACAAAAUUAAAAGCUGACUUGGAAAAGAAAAUUGUUUUUUAUGAAGAAGAGCUGUCUAAACGAGAAGUAAUACAUUCUAAUGAAUUAAAAAAUCUGAAGAAGGAAUUCCGUGAUGCAGAGAUCCAACAACUUGCUCUCAAAAAAGAAAUUCUGAUAUUGAAAGACAAAUUAGAAAAGACAAGGAGAGAAAGCCAAAAUGAAAGGGAGGAGUUUGAAACAGAAUUCAGAUAUAAAUAUGAACGGGAGAAGAUUCUACUGACUGAAGAGAACAAGAAGCUUUCCAAUGAGCUUGACAAGCUUACAGCAAUGUAUGAAACACUAAGUAUAAGUAACCGACAACUUGAAGAAGAGAUGAGAGAUCUUGCUGACAAAAAAGAAUCUGUAGCACACUGGGAAGCCCAGAUUACUGAGAUCAUCCAGUGGGUGAGUGAUGAAAAAGAUGCCCGAGGUUAUCUUCAAGCCUUAGCUUCCAAAAUGACUGAAGAACUUGAAGCAUUGAAGAGCUCCAGCUUGGGUGCAAGGGCAACAGACAUGCCUUGGAAGAUGCGUCGCUUUGCGAAACUAGAUAUGUCUGCAAGGUUAGAGCUACAGUCAGCCCUUGAUGCAGAAAUACGAGCCAAGCAAGCCAUUCAGGAAGAGUUAAAUAAAAUUAAAGCUUGUAACAUUGCAACAGAAUGCAAAUUACAGGAAUCUGAAAAGAAGAACUCCGAGCUGUUAUCAGAAAUAGACAGACUGAAAAAAGAGGCAGAAGAACUUCAGUCAGAAAAGGGAGUGAAGCAUCAAGACUCACAGAAUUCUUUCUUGGCAUUUUUGAAUGCACCUACAUCUGCUCUGGAUCAGUUUGAAGAUUCCUUUUCUUCUUCAUCAUCUUCUUCAUUGAUUGAUUUUAUGGAUGACCGCUCUCCCUCCUGUAUUCCAGCCCACAAAGGCAGACGUAUUGAUUCUGUUGAAAAUUUUACCUUAUCUAAUACACCUUCGCGGGAUGAAGAUAUCAAGUAUCAUCUUCAUUCAAGAUCUAGGUCCCCUUCCACAGCUAGUGACAUUGAACCAAUCGAGGUUUCAGAUCAUCCUCUGCGUCCAGUUCAGACACCAUCCAUGAGAUCACCAUAUAGUGGUUCAGGACUCUCUGUGCCAAAGCCUAAGGCCCAUCAGUUUGUAGUAAAAUCCUUUAAUACCCCUACCAAAUGCAAUCAGUGCACAUCAUUGAUGGUUGGGUUAAUAAGACAGGGCUGUACCUGUGAAGUCUGUGGAUUUUCAUGCCAUGUGACCUGUGCAGACAAAGCACCAGCAGUAUGUCCCAUCCCACCUGAACAGACAAAAGGUCCUCUAGGGAUUGAUCCACAGAAAGGAAUAGGAACUGCUUAUGAAGGGCAUGUCCGAAUCCCUAAGCCAGCUGGAGUGAAGAAAGGCUGGCAGAGAGCCCUGGCUGUUGUCUGUGACUUCAAGCUCUUCCUUUAUGAUAUAGCAGAAGGAAAAGCAUCCCAGCCCAGUGUGGUAGUUAGUCAAGUUCUUGAUAUGAGGGAUGAAGAAUUCUCAGUGUGUUCUGUGCUGGCUUCUGAUGUCAUCCAUGCAAACCGAAAAGAUAUUCCCUGUAUUUUUAGGGUUUCAGCUUCUCAGCUAUUAGCAUCAAGUAAUAAGUGUUCAGUCCUGAUCCUAGCUGACAGUGAAAAUGAAAAGAGUAAAUGGGUAGGAGUCUUAAAUGAAUUACAUCGGAUCUUAAAGAAGAAUAAGCUCAAAGAUCGCUCAGUCUACGCUCCCAAAGAAGCAUAUGAUAGUACCUUACCCCUUAUUAAAACUAGCCAAGCAGCAGCAAUUAUAGAUCAUGAACGAAUAGCUCUGGGGAAUGAAGAAGGGUUAUUUGUUGUUCAUGUUACAAAGGAUGAGAUAAUUCGUGUUGGUGACAAUAAGAAAGUUCAUCAGAUUGAGCUCAUCUCAAAUGAACAACUUAUUGCAGUGAUUUCAGGACGAAACCGUCAUGUACGACUAUUUCCUAUGACAGCUCUGGAUGGUCGAGAGAUUGAUUUUUAUAAACUGGCAGAAACUAGAGGUUGCCAGACCAUAGUUUCUGGACAAGUGCGCCAUGGAGCCCUUUCUUGCCUGUGUGUAGCAAUGAAAAGACAGGUCCUGUGCUAUGAGUUAAAUCAUAGCAAAACACGCCAUAAAAAGAUAAAAGAAAUCCAAGUAGCUGGGAAUGUCCAGUGGAUGGCUAUCUUUAGCGAACGGCUUUUUGUUGGCUAUCAGUCAGGAUUCUUAAAGUACCCUUUGACUGGAGAAGGAAAUCCACAUAGUUUGCUUCAUCCAGAUGAUCACACACUGUCGUUCAUUACACAGCAGCCAACUGAUGCUAUCUGUGCUGUUGAAAUCUCAAAUAAAGAAUACCUGCUGUGUUUUAGCAGUGUAGGGAUUUAUGUGGACUGUCAGGGUCGAAGAUCUAGACAACAAGAACUAAUGUGGCCUGCAACUCCUUCUUCUUCCUGUUACAAUGCACCAUACCUCUCUGUUUAUAGUGAAAAUGCAGUUGAUAUAUUCGAUGUGAACUCAAUGGAGUGGAUUCAGACCAUCCCCCUCAAGAAGGUACGUCCUUUGAACACAGAAGGGUCGCUAAAUGUCCUAGGACUAGAAACUGUUAGAUUAAUUUAUUUCAAAAAUAAGAUGGCAGAGGGAGAUGAGUUGGUGGUUCCUGAGACAUCAGAUAACAGUCGGAAGCAAAUGGUCCGAAAUAUUAAUAAUAAACGGCGCUACUCAUUCCGGGUGCCCGAGGAAGAGAGAAUGCAGCAGAGAAGAGAGAUGCUGCGAGAUCCAGAAAUGAGAAAUAAAUUAAUUUCUCACCCAACUAACUUUAACCAUAUAGCACACAUGGGCCCAGGAGAUGGUAUACAGAUCCUCAAAGACCUGCCUAUGAACCUUCGGCCUCAGGAAAGUCGGGCAAUGUUUAGUGGUUCUGUCAGUAUCCCUUCAAUCACAAAAACCCGGAUUGAGCCUGGACGUUCCAUGAGUGCUAGUAGUGGCUUGGGAGCAAGAACAUCUGCACAAAAUGGUAGUGCUUUGCGGAGAGAAUUCUCAGGAGGUAGCUAUGGAGCAAAGCGUCAGCCAAUGGCCUCCCCUUCAGAUGGCUCUUUGUCUUCUGGUGGCCUGGACCAAGGCAGUGAUGCCCCAGUGAGGGAGUACGAGCGAGAGGACUCUGACUCUCCAAGGCACUCUACAGCUUCCAACAGUUCCAACCUGAGCAGCCCUCCCAGUCCCAUUUCUCCUCACAAGACCAAGAGCCUCUCCCUGGAGAGCUCGGACCACGUGAGUUGGGACUCAUGAACUGCUUCAGCACUCAGAUUUGACAUCUCAGCAGCUUCUGGUCCCCAUGAUUCUCCAUUUGCUCUCAUUCUCAUCUCCUCUCAGCCUCCCUACAAGAAUCAAACUGUGGGUGGGAGGGGGAGGAAGAGAGUGUAAUUGCCAUAAUUGGCACCAGUAGCGCAACUCUCUUCCCCUCCUAAUAGUAGCCAGCAAACAAAAGAAAAUCUUGGUGGAGGGCAGCAUGGAGUUGUUAUAUGAGAAAUAUUGGUAUAUUUCUAUUAUUAUCCAUUUUAUUUCAUAGGAUUAUGAAAUUCCAUUGUAUGGCAUAUUAUGCAAUACACCACACUCCAAACAAAACAUGGUAGUGUAGGAUGCUAUACACAGUAUGUAACAGGAAACCAGAUAGAUUUGCCUUGGUACACGUAGACCCAUAUUAUAUUUUUUCAGGAAUAAAUACAGCAACACCCUCCAUGUUUGGUGAUAGGGUGAAAUUUGCCCUGCUAAGGAAGAUACACAUGCUUUCAGACCGCUACUCUGAAUGUCAGUCUGAUUGCUGCCAGUAAAUCUUAUUGAUUUGGGGAAAAAUGAUGCAUAUUUUACUAUAAUAGAGUUUAAGUAAAUACACAAAAUUAAGAGUUAGUACAUAUGUAUAUAAUAAAAGAAAAAGCAGCAUUAUAAUGCAACAGAAGAUGGAUUCCUAUUUAAGAGAUCCUUUAAUUUAAAAUGUGUGGUGUUCCUUUUUUCAUACUAAAUAAUCUAUGGAUUGAGGGUGUGAUCUGAAUUUAGAAUGGCACUGGAUAAAAAACAUACAGCCUAGAUGAAGAUUCCAUCCUCACAAUUUUUGCUCUGUGACAUUUCCUCCUUAUCAGUACAAAAAUGAAAGCCAUAAUCAUCAUUUUAAAUUCUCUCUGCCUGUUUUCCACCUGUUCUUUACAAGCAAAAUCUAUUGUUUACUAGUACACGGAUGAGGUAAAUUGAAGGGUAGCCAAACAAUUAUAGAAUCUCCUCAGCUGAAGUAAAUGCAAAUAGAAAUGAAUGAGCUUUUGGAAGAUUAGGGCUAGGCUUUCAAACCCAUCUUGCCUUUUAAUCACCACAAGCUCUUAAGUAACUUUCUUAGUUAACUACAUUCACUGAAUACAAGGAUCAUUCAGUCCGAAAUAGAAGUUUGUAGCUUGUUCUUGAUCAUUGAAAGUUAACAUGCCGCUUGUAAAGUUGUACUUUGCUAAAUUAUUCAAGACUUCUAAAGAUUUUCAUUGUGAUCAUCUGCUCACCCAUCCUGGCCCAGAAUGCCCAUUGUCAUUGAUGUAGCAUUCUGGCCGUUGAAUCUAAUAGAAAAAAACCUAAUCAGAUCAUAGCAUUUCUGUCUGAAUAGUGGAGAUCCAUCGUCACCUAGGAAAACAAUGGCAAAAACAACAUGCAAAUGAAGGGCAAAGGCAAACUCUUUUUUUUCCAUGUUAUUGAAUAAAAUGAGUACAGUUUGCAUUUUCACACUAGAUGAAUGUGAUUUUUCUUCCUAGAAUCAUUGCUUUUUAGGCUAGACCUAUGCUCAAGUGGAGAAAAUAUUCACGUGGUAAUUUUUUUUAAAAAAAAAAGAUAAUAGUUUCUACAGGUUUUAUAAUACAUCAUGGAUAUUGUCAAAUAAUUACAGUUAACAUCAGUGGAAAAACAAUACAUCUGUAACAGUUUUCACCUCUAAAAAAAUCAUCAGCUACAAUCAUACAAAGUUCUGAUUAAGUACUAGAAGAUAGAGAUCAUUGUCUCUAAUCUAAGUAUAUUCAGUUUGUGUCAUUAUUUGCAUUUAGCUCUCUUAUACUGGGGAAAAAUUGGGAGUAGGAGGCAAACCUAAAACUUAUACUGGGGAAUAAUUGGGAGUAAGAGGCAAAGUUAAAACUUUGCUAUUAAGCAUGAUAUCCUAAACCUAUCUGUUGAAUUGAGUUUAUUAAGAAUCUCAAAACUGUGUGCUUUGUCAUGAGUUAGAAACGAUAAAGAUUUUAAUUUCAGAGCUACCAGCUAAACAUACUAAAGGAAUUUCCUGCAAGCCUUUUCCAACUAAUUGAGUCACAGCUACAAGAACAGCAUAUAAAAUCCAUUAGCUCUCAUCACCUUUGACAGUCACUACUCCAAGAUCCUGUUUCAACCCCUUCAGUCUUUCCUACAAUGAUGCUCUUGCCAUUAUCAUUGCUCCAUACCAUGGCGAAAAGGUUAGCAUUUCCUCCACCCAUAUUGGCUGGUGUUUUUUUUUUAAGGCUUCUGAUUCUAGCUUUAAACUGCACCUGGCUUGCAGAAUUAUUGAUUUCAGAAAUGAACUUGGAAGCCCUCGACAAGUUCCAUGGUGAUAAGCUGUUUCGUUUGAAGACAUAGUUGUCACACAUGCAAACAAGAGCUAAGGGGAAGGAAUCUGCAAAUUAGAAAUAAUUUUACAUAACAUCAAACUAUUUAAUACAUUUAAACACUAUACUUUAUUAGGAUGUGUUAACUUGCAAUACCAAUAUUGAUAAGGUAUUAGGUACUUUUUUCCAACUGUAUCCAACACAAACACUCUUAAAUCUCUGAAGUUAGCUAGUAAAAUUGAGGUUUGUAGUGAUGCAUUUCUCACUUUUCAUUCCUACAUGAUUCUAUUUCUCCAGGCACUUUCAUGUGCUCUGAUUGAACCCUGACUAAUUUGGUUAGGAUCUCUUUUGAAUGCAGCUUGAAGCUUUGCUGGCCCUAAAUGAGAAGUUUGCUUUGAACUGAUUCAGGCACUUCAUUCAUUGCCCUGUUACAUUUAUGAGGUUCAAUAAAUUGGAUUGUAACUGAACCUCAGAUGGUUCACCUCUUACCUGAGACUGUAUUUUAAAAUAGAAACAAUUUAUACACAACAUUCAUGUUUCUUUUCAGAUUAUAUUCCUAUUGUAUAAUUUUAUUCUUCUGAAUCAGUCUUUCAUUAAUGGCUUUGUCUAAAAUUCGACUGAUAGGCUAUUUUGUAUUCCUAUUUAUCUUUUUCUUUUCUUAGAACAGCAGGGGGGGAAUUCACUAUAACAUUUAUGUUAAACUCAGGUAUUUGGAAACAGCAGAGUAAUGUUUUAAUAUAGUACAUAUUAAUGCAAUAAUGUACUUUUGGGUAUGUGAUUCACCAGAGAUACAUCUUAGUUGCAAACAAAACUUUUGUUCCAAAGUCCAAAACUUGGGAGAUAAAUUGACUUAAGGAUGGUGGAUGUUAAAAAUACUUAUGAUUUUUCAGUUACCAGUUUUCAGGGACAACAUUCACACGUAUAAGAGCAGCAUUAGCAGCAGAGAUUAUUCCUUUUUCCUUUCCUUGUCUGUUGUUUAAUGAACAGAAAUUGGCUUGUUAGAAUUAUACUACAGUUACCUCUUUAUAACUGGGGUCCUUUAUCUAGGUGCACAGUUUGGAGACCCCAGGACACGCAUGUGCCUUCAGAGGAAAGUUACUGAAAGGCUCCUGGCAAAAUCUAGCCCAAAGCAAUAGGACUAAUCAAGGCACUACCCUGUCACUUUCAAAGUGUCAUCAUUUGGACUUUCCUGAGAAACUAGGUUUGCAAUUCUUCAUCUACAGGGGGCCUUCAGGAAUCAAUUAGGGUUGGAGACUUUAAAUUUUGGGGACCAUAUUGCAGGUUAAACCAAUUCCACAAAAGUUUUUUUUUCCUUUCUCAUUCUACAUAAAACAUACGUAGUCACACUGAUGAGGAAGCAAUUCACAACCAAAAAAUGCCCUUGGUAUUUAACAGAAUUAUACCUGCCUUUUUAUGUACAAUUUCAUAUCAUUUAUUUUUUAAACAAAGAUAUUUUUAGGGAUUUUUUUCAUUGUAAUAUUGUUGUACAGUUUUGCAUGGCCUAGAUGUAAUCACUUUUUUUGUUUUGGUUUAGAGUAUAAAAGCUGACAAGUGUGUGCGUGGGAGGGGGAAGUUUCUGCUUUGGCUCUUCUCACUUGUAUUUUUGAUUCAUGUCCUCAAUGUUGUAGAGGACAUUGUAAGAGAUUCUCUGCUCCAGAACAAUGAUGUAGAUUCUAUUGCACAGAAAUAUUUAAGGUGGAUCAGUCAAAAGUGUAAUAAGUGGCAACCACCAAUAUUUUACAUGGAUAACACUUAAUAUUAACCUACUUUGAUGUAUUGCAAUAAAACAGGGAAAUACUAGAAA
Messenger RNA from Crotalus tigris (Tiger rattlesnake), 10878 nucleotides. It is a transcript of the gene CDC42BPA, whose product is annotated as CDC42 binding protein kinase alpha. The transcript is spliced from 39 exons. The coding region runs from base 1399 to 6765 and encodes 1788 amino acids. The record is from RefSeq and is a predicted model, not a curated record. NCBI's taxonomy places the organism in Eukaryota, Metazoa, Chordata, Lepidosauria, Squamata, Viperidae. Gene Ontology annotation, biological process: peptidyl-threonine phosphorylation; actomyosin structure organization. Gene Ontology annotation, molecular function: protein serine/threonine kinase activity; ATP binding. Gene Ontology annotation, cellular component: actomyosin; cytoplasm; cytoskeleton.